Molecule: messenger RNA, 2559 nt
Organism: Closterium sp. Naga37s-1
Lineage: Eukaryota; Viridiplantae; Streptophyta; Zygnematophyceae; Desmidiales; Closteriaceae
Source: the annotation of a GenBank genome assembly
AUGGAGCAGUGGGGUUGCUACGGUAGCAGGGAGGGAGAUGAUGGGAUGGAUAGGGACAAUGCGGAUGACGACGAUGCUGCAUCGUCAGCUGCGGACGAUGAUGGUUCUAACUUGAAGAAUGAUGAGCAUCAUCCUCAUAACGAUGAUGAUGGUGGUGAAGCCGAACGUGCUGGUUUGAAACGUGUGCAACUCGAGAAGACAAAGGAGAAUUGGAGGAGCAGCAUCAUCACCUGGGCGGCUGGUAGUCAGCAUGAUCAUGUUGCUGAUCAGAGGGGACCCGGCACGUGGCCAUCUCGUGCUGUGCCUAACGCACAAGCACUCACUGCUGCUCGUGAUCUGCCUACAUUCGCUCCUGCAUCAUCAUCAGGAGGAACAGCAGGAACGGUGCCAGCGCCGCAGCCGCCGCCAUCAGCAGCCGUAGCGACAAACCCCUUAGGAGCUCGUGAAGCAGCACGAGGAGAGGAGGGAAGAAGAGCAGGAGAACAAGGAGCAGCGGCUGCAGCAACGGCCCUGCCUCUUGUUAAUUUGCCUGGACUGCCACAAAAUUCAUCAUCAGGCCUCUCUUUCUCAGCUGAUGCUACCUCAGGACAUUCCGAGGCCCCGAUUGAGGAUCAUUUGUCUCCCUCGCUCUCCGCAUGCCUCUCCACUUCAUUGCUCGUGAGUGCACCCCGCUCGACUGGGAAGGAGGGUCAUUUAUGUACUAUGCCCCAGUUCACUGCGACUGCAAACUUGACAGAAACGGAGAGGCGAACUGCUGCAGCCGCCGUAACAACGGAUCUGGCAGCUCCGGCAGCAACAGCAGCAGUAGCAGCAGCAGCAGCAGUAACAGCAGGAACAGCAGCGUUUGUUGACAAUAGGGGAGCACCAGGAGGUGACAUGAUGGGGCAAAAGGGUUUUGUCACUCCUACGUUCAAGGAUCUGGUACGGAUGGUGACAAAGCAAGGAUCGGCUGAGGCGGAAGCAGCACCAACAGAGGGUUUGGUGAAGCCAGCUCCUGCUUCCUCUCCUGCUACUGUUGCUGCUGCUGCUGCUACUGCUGCUGCUGCUCCUUUUUUUGGAGUGGGUUUGGAGGGAAAGAAUGAGGCAUUCGGUCGGAAUGCGCAACAAGGAACAGGAAGCACAGGACACCAGAGGCAGUGGGAGGGCGCAGGGGAGGGAUGGAUGGAUGGAAUGACCAGAGGAGGUAGCCGUGCAGGAAAGCGAAGAGGGGAUGCGAGCCUCCUGGAAGGAGAGGGAUUGCAACGGUACUGGAUUGGAGGUGGGAGUGCUGGCGCUGGUGCCAGCGCUGGUUCUGGUGCUGUUACAGGUGCUGCCGGACCUGCUGCUGCUUCUGCUUCUGCGGUUGCUGCUGCAUCUCGUGUUAGUGCGGCUGCUGGUGCUGCUGCUGGUGCUGGUGCUGGCGGUGCUGGUGCUGGUGGCGCUGCUAUUUUUGCAGCGACAAUGUCAGGGAUGCAGGCAAUCAGCAAGGCAGAGAGCAAGGGAGAGGGAGAGAAAAGUCUUGGAUUAGCGGUGAAGGAAGAAGGCACGGAGCAUCCAAGAGGCAGGGGAGAGGGAGGCAACUUGGGUUUGGAUUCCAACGAAAGUGCUUCCACGGUUGAAGUUAUAGAUCUGAACAUGACACCGGAUAUUCACCAUACGGACGUGCACAUUGGCACAGCAACAGAGAGCAAGGCUAUCAUUGCAGCGGCUGGUCAAGGAUUCUGGCCAAUUGCUGAAGGAGGAGAGCAAGCCGCAGCUGCAUCUGAACCGGAGAAGGGGAUCGAAGCACACAAACGAGGAAGAGGAAUUGGUGGACCAAGCGCGUGCGAGGGAUCUGCUGCUGCCGGCUCAUUGAGGCAACCGCAGGCUGAUGCCACUGGUGUGGUCGCAGUGUCUGGAGAUGCGAGGGAAGAAGAAGGAAGAGUGGAGCGGGACGGAGGGGAUAGAGGGGAAGGGAGAGUGGAUGAAAGGGGAGAAGGGGGUGUCAGUGGUGGCACGGUGCAUGGGGGCCGUUUCAAAUCGGCGAGAAACAUAGGUGGGGAGGAGGUAGCAAUAGAGGAAUACGCAGCGGGUGGUACUGACGGCGGCGGAAGCAGCAUCGACGGUGCUGCAAAGGUGCUUGCGGGUGUGAAGAUGUGUGGUGUGUGCAACAAGGUGUUUCUCUCAGGGCAGGCAUUGGGAGGGCACAUGCGGAAGCACUGGAAGGGCCCUCUCCGCGGCAGCACCAAGAGCGGCGUCACCAAGAGCGGCAGCACCAAGAGUGCGGGGGAGACAAAGGUUCCUGGUUCAAGGCAAGGGCAAGCGCAGUCAGGGGCAGGUGAGCAAGGACUGGAGAGCGAGCACAUGAAGCAGGAAGAGGGGCAGGCACAAGAGCAGGCGUGCGGACAGGAGGGGUUGGGAGGAGAGCAGUGGGUGAGAUGCGAAGCGGUGUGGUAUUGGCAGGAGUCGGAGGAGGAAGAGGAGGAGGAGGAGGAGGAGGAGGAGGAGGAGGAGGAGGAGGAGGAGGAGGAGGAGGAGGAGGAGGAGGAGGAGGAGGAGGAGGAGGAGGGCAGCUGCGGUUGGCAGAAGGCAUAUUGGUGA